Peronospora matthiolae is the source of this 3069-nucleotide messenger RNA. The record is from the annotation of a GenBank genome assembly. NCBI's taxonomy places the organism in Eukaryota, Oomycota, Peronosporomycetes, Peronosporales, Peronosporaceae.
AUGCAGCACACGCGUCGUUCUCGAUGGCAGUUGCUCGCGGUCGCGGCGCUCGCCUUCAGUCGGACAGUCGCUGUCGAUCGCAGCAAGUUCCGCACGUGUGAAAAGACCCAGUUCUGCAACCAGUACCGCAAUGCACAGUCAAGUCCGACGUUCCAAGUGGUUCAAUCCAGUAUCAGAUCGGACUCAGAUGCUAAUUUAGUACAUUUCCUAGUUGAGGACGUGAGUCAGCCAGAUGGUGUGCGCUUGGACGGGACGUUGGCUUUCGUACUUAGUGCAGACAAGGCGACGCUACCGGCGCUGCGGGUACGUCUGCAGGAAAAGUUCUCGGAUCCAAGGGACCCCAAGACCAGGUGGACUAGCGACGCCAUCUUGGUGCCCGCUGCAGACGAGACACGGCCGUUACGUAGACUGACGGUAGCGGAAGCAGGGCUGAAAGGGCCAAUCAACGAGAAGGACGCGCUGCUCUUUGCUCCAGAGGGACAAGAGUCGAGCCAAAAGCCUUUUGUUGUGGCGGCUUUGAAGUUGGGGAAAGGAUCAUUUGGCGUGGACUUGUAUCUGGAUGGAGAGAAAGUGGUGUCGACCAAUGACGACGGCAAAUUCCACUACGAGAUUCGUCAGGAUCAAUCAGCUGUGAAGGCGGAGGCCGAAGCAGCGGCUGAUCAAGGGGCAGUUGAUGCUCACGAGGGUAAGACGAUUGUUGACUAUGGAGAAGACGGCCUCGCUAUCUACGAAGAUGGCACGGUGCAAAAGAAGGAGGAGAUCUCGACGUCAGCUGCUGAUGACACGAAGGUGGAAGAAGGCUGGGAAGAAUCGUUUGAUGGGCACACGGACAAGAAGAAGUUCGGCCCGAGCUCCAUCGGUCUUGACGUGUCAUUUCAUGGCUCAGCAGAAGCUCCGCGCUCGUUAUACGGUAUUCCAGAGCACGCAACGGAUUUUGUCCUGAAGGACACGAUUGAAGUGAGUGGAGAGGAAGAAGGAGUGAGGAAGGUGGUGACUGACCCGUAUCGGCUAUACAAUUUGGACGUGUUCGAAUACGAGCUGGACAAUCCUAUGGCGCUGUAUGGCGCGAUUCCCGUGCUCGUUGCACCGAACAAGAAAAACACGGUUGGUAUGUUUUGGAACAAUCCAAGCGAGACCUUUGUGGACAUUUGGACGAACGAAGACACACAUACGAAAUCGAGUCACUGGCUCAGCGAGUCGGGUGUCUUUGACCUUUUCCUGCUGGCAGGACCUAGUAGUGCGGAUCUGUUCUCACAGUACACGCUUCUGACGGGUCGGGCUCAGCUGCCACCUCUGUUUGCUCUGGGAUACCACCAGUGCCGCUGGAACUACAAGAACGAGGCGGAUGUGGCCCGUGUGGAUGCUGGUUUCGAUGAGCAUUUGAUCCCGUAUGACGUGCUGUGGCUAGACAUCGAGCACACGGAUGGUAAACGUUACUUUACUUGGGACGAGCAUGCGUUUCCAACGCCAAAGAACAUGCAGAAGGCGGUGGCGCGUACUGGUCGCAAAAUAGUUACUAUCGUUGACCCGCACAUCAAGGUGAGUCAGCCCGGCGACAAGCAUCCGUACUACAUUCACACAGAGGCUGAGGAGCUUGGUCUCUUCGUGAAAGAUGAGCAAGGCAACGACUUCAAGGGUUGGUGCUGGCCGGGUGAGUCCUCGUACGUUGACUUUACGUCACCAAAGGCACGUGCUUGGUGGCGUCACCAAUUCCGCUACGAGAACUACGAAGGCAGUACCGAGCACUUGUAUACAUGGAAUGACAUGAACGAGCCGUCGGUCUUCAACGGCCCCGAAGUGUCGAUGCGCAAGGGCUGCAAAAGUAUUGCGGGCGUUGAGCACCGCGAAUGGCACAACUUGUACGGCACCCUCUUCCAAUGGUCGACAAUGGAGGGUCAGCUCGUUCGCCAGCAGCCUCCUCCGGAGCCACUUUCGGCAUUUGCGGAGGAGCUACAACUAUCGCCGGACAUGCAACGUCCUUUUGUGCUGUCUCGUGCGUUUUCGGCUGGCUCACAGCGUUUUGGUGCAGUCUGGACGGGUGACAACAUGGCUGAGUGGGGUCACCUUCGUUAUGCCACCAAGAUGUUGCUGUCGAUGUCAGUUGCAGGACUCACGUUCGUCGGCGCUGAUGUCGGCGGAUUUUUUGGCGACCCGUCCACGGAGCUGCUCACGCGAUGGAACCAGGCUGCAACGUACCAGCCGUUUUUUCGCGGUCACGCGCACCACGAUUCAGCCCGUCGUGAGCCGUGGGUGUUUGGUGAACCGACGACGUCUCGUGUUCGCGCUGCGAUUCGUGAACGUUACUCGCUGCUACCGUACAUCUACACACUUUUCCACGCGUGCUACGCUCGCGGAAUGCCUGUCAUGCGACCGCUGUGGGUGCACUUUACAGAGGACCCACAAAGCUUCAGUGAAGAAGACCAGUUCCUGCUAGGCGACGUGUUGCUUGUGAAACCUAUCGUGGACGAGGGCGUGGAGGCGACGCACGUGUUCUUGCCGUCGGACAACAGUGAGGACAAGACGGUGUGGUACCAGGCGACCGACGGAUACAAGCGUUUUGUCGGUGGAAAGACGUACGAGAAUGUGCCUGCGCCGCUCGACGCCAUUCCAGUGUUCCACCGCGGCGGCACUAUUUUGCCACGCAAGCAGCGCGUUCGUCGCAGCUCUGAGCUUAUGCGCGGCGAUCCGCUCACGCUUGUAGUGGCGUUGGACCAGCAUUUCAUGGCUCGUGGCAAGCUAUACGUGGACGACGAACGGACGUUUGCCGCUGAGCUUGUUGGUGAGGGCACACUGGUGUCGUUCCAGCAGACACGGGAUGGAUUGCGCUCAACGGCGGGAGCUGCUUCGUCACAAGGCAAGCGCUACAUGUCACAAAUGUGGGUGGAGCGUAUCGAGGUAUACGGUUUCCAACUCGAGGCCAAUCUGCCGAAGCAAGUGCUGGUGAAGGGUGGGCGUGCUGUGGACUUCAAGUACGAUGCUGCGAGCGACCGGCUUGUGCUACGCAAGCCGCAAGUGCUGGUCACAGACGAUUGGGAGAUCCGCUUUGUGUACGAUCAGGCGAUCGAGUAA